CAUUCUCCAGGUCAGGUGGUGACUUGCAAAUAUUCACACGUUAUAUCAUUCAUUGCUGCUGCGCUGGUACCAAUUCAUUCGUCGGGCUCAGCGCGCCGCGCCCGGCUAGACUGGGGCCACUGAUCAUUAGAUUCCCACUGCGCAAGAACAUUGUUGGGGACUGUGAGUACUUGGCGUUUUCAUUUCCAAUAUUUUAGUUAUAAAAUCUCUAUCCAGAAUACACGGGGGAAAACUCAGAAAGGACUUAAAGAUGAGUGGACGGAGAGCUUUGCAUUUCGUUUUCAAAGUGGCAGAUCGUACAGCUACAGCCAAAUUCUACCGAGAAAUCUUGGGAAUGAAGUUCCUAAGGCAUGAAGAAUUUGAAGAAGGCUGCAAGGCAACAUGCAAUGGGCCAUAUGAUGGCAAGUGGAGUAAGUCUAUGGUUGGUUAUGGGCCAGAGGACAACCAUUUUGUGACAGAACUCACCUACAACUAUGGGGUAAAGAGCUAUGAUCUUGGAAACGACUUCCUGGGUAUCACCAUUCAGUGCAGUGUAGCUGUAGCCAACGCUAAGAAAGCCAAGUGGCCCUUGACCAUAGAGUCUGAGGGUGUGUAUUCUGUGCAGGCGCCUGGUGGAUAUAGGUUCUACCUUGUGGACAAACCAAGACCUGAAGGAGAUCCAGUCCAAAAGGUUGCUAUCGGUGUAUCAAAUCUACAGAAAUCUGUGGAUUACUGGACCAAUAUAUGUGGCAUGACUCUGUACGAGAAAGCAGAAAACAGCGCCCUCUUAGGUUUUGGAGAGGGACAGUGUAGAUUAGAAUUGCUUGAUCAAGGCGGACCUAUCGAUCACAAGACAGCAUUUGGAAGGGUAGCAUUUGCUUGCCCUCGAGACCAGUUACCUGGAAUAGAAGCGGCCAGCAAAGAUGGAGGUCAAACUAUCAUCACACCUCUAAUCAGUUUAGACACCCCUGGCAAAGCUACGGUUGAAGUUGUCAUUCUUGGAGAUCCUGAUGGUCAUGAGAUUUGUUUUGUUGGUGAUGAAGCUUUCAGGGAAUUAUCUCAAGUUGAUCCCAAGGCUGACGGCUUAUUAGAUGAGGCUGUUGCUGCAGAUAAAAGUGUUGAGUGGUUCGCUAAGAAAGAAGCUAAGCUAGGUAAGCAGUGGACACCUGGAUCAUAGUGAUACUUUAAUUUAUCAACUCAUACUAUCAUCAGAUCUGUAUCUCUCAAAUUGGCAAUGAAUUUGCAAGGAAGUAGCCAAUCAUUAAUUGAGUAUAAAUACUCAAUUUGUAAAAAAGCAAUUACACUUGAGAAAAAUUAUGAAUUCGGUUCUUAUGUAAAGUAAAAGAAAACACAUGAGAUUUGUUUAUAUAUAUACUCAAACAAAAGCUUUGAUUAAAUAAACAUUUAUUCAAAGUCGACUCAUCAUGGCAGUAAGUGAUAUAUAAUACAUGUUUAAUUUUGUUUUAUAUUUAUCAUCCGAAAAGUCCAUUGCCAUGGUUAGAUACAAUAAUAUUAUGAAAUUUAGUAGAAAACUGUUAGGAAGGUUUUCAGAUGAUAGACAAGACAUAAAUUUCCUACAUAAAAUGCAUUAAAAAAGGGAAGGAACUUGACAGGCAUCGAAACCCUGAAAAUGUUGAUAGUGGAUCCCACAUUGCUAUUGUGGGAUUGCUAAGAAGUGUUCUAUUCAGUAGGACAGAUGGAUAUUUCAUUCCAUCUUUAAAUAUGCACAAAGCUUUUUACAUGAGUAUCAGCCAAGCUAGCUAGCAUAUCAGUGCAGUGAGCGUCUAGUCGGCAAUGUAGCCCAGGGCCCUGUCUUACAAAGAGUUGCGAUUGAUCCAACCAACCAUAACUAUGGAAAGCCAGCAACAUCAACACC
Molecule: messenger RNA, 1855 nt
Organism: Lytechinus variegatus (green sea urchin)
Lineage: Eukaryota; Metazoa; Echinodermata; Echinoidea; Temnopleuroida; Toxopneustidae
Gene: glod4
Product: glyoxalase domain-containing protein 4-like
Exons: 9
Coding region: 251-1156 (301 amino acids)
Source: RefSeq, a predicted model, not a curated record